AUCUGGGAAGGAAUAACUUGUAUUAAUGUAUGAAUUAGUCUUAACUGAUAUGCAAGUUAAGCUACGUGGCGUUUAUGGAUAACGUAGUAAAAAUAAACUAUUAUUAACUUUUCCAAAGAAAUGCUUGGUUCGAUUAAACUAUGAAUGCAGGAUUCUUAGAAGAUGUUCUCUCUCGCUAAGUAAUUCGUUUAUUGUUACUGUUACCAUCAUUGGCAACUUGAUACUGAAAACACUAACACCAUGAAGGUAACCAACAGAUUCCUUGAAUCUGUAGUAACUUUCUAUUUAUUGCUGGCCUUUCUCUUAAUUUUUAAAGUCUCUACUGUAGCAUUGACUGCAGGAGGCCAUAGCAACACACUCCCAGUACAGGCUGAUUCAGAAUCCAUAUCCGAACAAGGGGAUUCAAAUAGAAAUAGUGUUUCUGCACCUGAGAAACAAGAAAGUGAACAAACUGUUCCAACAGAUUCUAAGGAAUCACACAAUAAAGUAGAGAAAGUUCAAAGUUAUGAAGAUUCACAUAUUAAUAAUAAGGAAAGUGUUGAUGCUCAAUCUAGUCCAGUCACGCCACAAUAUGUAUCUAGUCACGAAUACCAUCAGUUAGUUAAUUUCAAGACUGAGAAAGGUGAAACUGCAUCAUUAUCAGAAGAAUAUAAAAAAGAUAGUACUCCUAAUGAUAUACAAAAGCCUACAUCUGCAGGAGAAGGUGCUUCUUUCAGGAAGACAUCUUUGUUACAUGAAAUUGUUGAUGAUAUAGAAAAGUCGGAGAGAGCAGUGGAAAAAGAAUAUAUUGAUGGUAAAGAAGAUACUGAAAAGGAUGAGAAAGAUACUAUACUGCAACAUUCUAUGCCAGUUGAUAGAGACAGUGAAUAUUUGGACACAACAAACACCAAUCAGGAAACACCAUUGUCAGAAGAAGAGAAACAAGCGGAACUGCUCUUUAAUACAGCUAUGACCAUACUGAACACAACAAAACCUGAUAUGAAGAGAGCCUAUGACAUACUUGUGCAAGCAGCAGAACUUGGCCACUCUGUGUCGCAGGAGAUGACUGGAAAAGCAUUUCUUUUUGGUGAUGUUCUUUCUCAGAACAUUGAAUUCUCAGUGAAAGCCUUUGAUCUACUGGCUAGGAAAGGUGUUCCUGCAGGACAAUUGCACCUUGGAUUUCUAUAUGCCACUGGAAUAGGAGUAGACUCAAGCCAAGCAAAGGCACUUGUGUAUUACACUUUUGCAGCUUUGGGUGGAGAUCACUGGGCCCAGAUGAUGUUAGGAUAUCGUCACUUGUCAGGAGUUGGAGUAAUGAUGAGUUGUGAAUCAGCUCUAACUUAUUAUAGGAAAGUGGCAAAACAUGUUGAAGAAGAAGUGUCCUUAAGUGGUGGGGGUGUUAUCCAACGCAUAAGACUAUUGGAUGAGCAAGAAAGUCCAGGUUCUGUGUCUGGAGUUCUUGACGAUGACCUGAUCCAAUAUUACCAGUUUCUUGCUGAUAAAGGAGAUGUACAAGCCCAGGUUGGACUAGGCCAGCUUCACUUCCAAGGAGGAAGGGGUGUUGAACAGGAUCAUGCUCGUGCCUUGAAUUACUUCACGCAAGCAGCUGAAGCAGGAAAUGCUAAUGCCAUGGCAUUACUUGGAAAGAUGUAUUUGGAAGGAAGUCCAGUGGUUGAGCAGAGCAAUGAUACAGCAUUUAAGUAUUUUUCCAUGGCUUCUGAAAAGAACAACCCAGUUGGUCAAAGUGGUCUUGGACUAAUGUAUCUUUAUGGAAAAGGUGUACCGAAAGACUACAGUAAAGCUUUCAAGUAUUUCUCCUUAGCAGCUAAUCAAGGAUGGGUAGAUGGACAGCUACAGCUUGGAAAUAUGUAUUACAGUAUGGGGAUUAAAAUACCAGUUUCUUUCCAGCUCUUUAAAAAUGUUGCUGAAAGAGGCAGAUGGGGUGAAAAGCUUAUGCAAGCUUACAAUGACUACAAAGAAGGCAGAGUAAAUGAAGCUUUUGUGAAAUAUGCCUUACUAGCAGAACUGGGGUAUGAAGUUGCCCAGAGUAAUGCUGCAUACCUUCUAGACAGAGGAGAUGUGGAUUUUUUUCCCAAUAAUGAAACUCAUACUAGAGCACUUUUGUAUUGGAACAGGGCAGCAGCUCAAGGUUAUUCAGCUGCUAGAGUGAAACUAGGAGAUUAUCACUACUAUGGGUAUGGGACAAAUGUUGAUUAUGAAGAAGCAGCCAGUCACUAUCGACUAGCAUCAGAGCAGCAGCACAAUGCUCAGGCAAUGUUCAACUUGGGUUAUAUGCAUGAGCAAGGUCUUGGAAUGAAAAAGGACUACCACCUAGCAAAACGUUAUUACGAUAUGGCAGCAGAAACAAGUGCUGAUGCUCAGAUACCUGUUGCUCUAGCACUUGCCAAACUUGGAGUAAUAUAUAGCCUACAUUAUGUAGAAGAGAUUAAUUUGGACACUAUUCUUCCCCAUGUCAACUUGGUGAGAAUGCUAGGGCCAGACUGGGAUUUGUAUGUGAUGACAUUUUUAGCAGUUCUGCUUGGUGUGUUGGUUUAUCUGAGACAAGCACCUCCACCUCAAAAUCAGUGAUUCCCUAUUGUGUCUCUUACAAAAAAAAAAAAAACGUGCUAAAUGUGUUGCUGUUAUCACUUGCUGUUAUGUAGCCAGGAUGUAAUAAAUACUUUUUUUGAAAUAAAAUACUCAAAGUAGUGUCUUA
Molecule: messenger RNA, 2695 nt
Organism: Limulus polyphemus (Atlantic horseshoe crab)
Lineage: Eukaryota; Metazoa; Arthropoda; Merostomata; Xiphosura; Limulidae
Product: protein sel-1 homolog 1-like
Exons: 18
Coding region: 241-2568 (775 amino acids)
Biological process (GO): ERAD pathway
Cellular component (GO): endoplasmic reticulum membrane
Molecular function (GO): protein binding
Source: RefSeq, a predicted model, not a curated record